CUGUACUGGGGCGCCAACAGCGAUGCGCCGAGCCUUGGAAACGUGUGUUAGGGACGUUUGCCUGUGGCACACGUACCAGGGUUCGGGAGGAAUCGGGCACGACCCCCCGCGCGAUAUCGAGAACGAGAUGACCAGGGAGGAUCUCGAAGCAGAAUCCGCCAACAUCAAGAAGAUGCACGAGAAAGGCAUCAAAACGGCGGAGAUCUACAAAUACCUGCAAGAAACGGGAAAGAGGCUGGGAGACAAAGGAAAACAGAUGCUGCGUCUCAUGAGGGCGAAGUUCGACAAGGACAAGCAGAACAGCCGCGGUGGUUUGAACGACGCCCAGCAGUUGCUUCACCAGCUCGAGGAGGACGGCGCUUUCAAGAACUUCAAGCUCGACGAGGAGAACCGCCUGACGGACGUUGCUUGGGCACACGAGGAGCAGCGGCGCAACGCGGAGAAAUACUUUCCCAUCAUCGUAUCAGACACCACAUUCAACACCAGCAAGUAUAACCACAAGCUGGCAUUCAUAGUGGUGGUAGAUAAGGAGAACCUCACGCAAAUUGCGAUGCAGGCGCUGUUGGAAACCGAGAGGCACGAAUCCUUCGUGUUCUUGAUGGAGUCCUUCAAGAAGCUCAUCCGCGGAAGCAGCCCACAGGUGAUCUUCACGGACACAGAUCAGUCAGAGAUGUCGGCCAUCGCGCAGGUCUUUCCGGGGGCGCUUAACAAGCUGUGCUACUGGCACACGGAGCAGAACGUGAAGGAGCAUGGGAAGGGACUUCCGCAGGGUGUCAUCCAGGGAGUGCUGCGAAAGUUCAAGGCAGCGGCAUACGCGCCAACGGUCGGGGUAAGAGAAAUCUUAUUGUCGGCAACCCCUCUCGCGAUGUUGGACCCUGAGAGCAGAAUGUAUAAGUACAUGGCAGGAGACAUCUUCAGCGCUACACAUGCAUCGCGGGCUGGCAGGUGGGCGGCAUUUGUCCACCCUGGGCUUCACACCCUCGGCAUUGCCUCCACGCAGCGGGUGGAAUCCAUGAACUGCGCCUUCAAGAAGCUGGUGACCAGGACGGGAGACUUGUUCGACCUUGACCGUGCCAUCGUGGGCAAGGUUAACGAUGGCAAGAUCAAGGCCGAAAGGUGGGAUGGCGUGUACUUGCGGCCCCGUGUGUCAGGGACAGCCCAUGGCAAGUGA
Molecule: messenger RNA, 1171 nt
Organism: Ectocarpus sp. CCAP 1310/34
Lineage: Eukaryota; Phaeophyceae; Ectocarpales; Ectocarpaceae
Source: the annotation of a GenBank genome assembly